AUGUGUAAUUUAGCGUUGUUAAUAAAAGCUGUUCUAAUAGCACAUUUAGUAAAUGUGAUUUGUAGUCUUCAACUAGAAGGACUUUCAACAAAAAAACCUAGGACAACUAAAUACCAAAAAUCCACACCUUCCUCAGUGCUGGACACACAUUCCCAAGGAGAAGAAUAUAGGCCUCCACCGACACCAUCCACCACAUCCUUGUACAGAGUUAAUAAUUCAAAUGGUAUCACUUGUAUUUUAAUGAAAACAGAUGCUUUAAUAAGCAUCCAGUAUAGAGAUAAAUUGGGAGAAGACAAAGAGGCCGACAGUUUUGUGCCUGAUAAUGCAAAAGUAACUGGUGAUUGCAAAUAUGAAGAUACUGCUUCCAUGACAAUAUCAUGGAAAGGAUUUAAUUUGGCAUUUGGAUUUGCAAAGACGCCCGGUGGAGAAAGAUGGUACGUCAACAAAGUCGACUUAUCAUACUCCACAUCUAACAAAUUAUUCGAACAUGUCGACAAACCUCGUGUCGACCUGGACCUGAGCACCCCACCUGGAAGGUCAACCCUUCUAUUUCCCACCCCUGUUGGCAAGUCAUUUAAAUGUGAUUCGGAGACUGCAGUAGAUCUGACAAAUUACGAUGAAAACAUAGAUACUACCCAAAGCGCCAAAGUUUAUUUGAGAGAUUUUCGUUUGCAAGCUUUUAUGUACAAAGCGGAUAAUAAUUUUGGGCCCCCUUUUGGUUGCACCUUGGGCGGCAGUGUGCGGUCAGAAACGGCCCCAAUUGCGGUAGGAUCGACGUUGGCGAUUGCUGUUUUGUGUACUGUGACGGGAUAUGGGGUUUUUAGAUAUAUGAAAGUUAAAAAGGUUCAGUAUGAUACUAUGGAGUAA
This is a messenger RNA of Ctenocephalides felis (cat flea), 867 nucleotides long. RefSeq lists its product as uncharacterized. Gene Ontology annotation, cellular component: membrane. The record is from RefSeq and is a predicted model, not a curated record. The transcript has 5 exons. The coding region runs from base 1 to 867 and encodes 288 amino acids. Lineage: Eukaryota; Metazoa; Arthropoda; Insecta; Siphonaptera; Pulicidae.